Manis pentadactyla (Chinese pangolin) is the source of this 11022-nucleotide messenger RNA. It is a transcript of the gene PHC3, whose product is annotated as polyhomeotic homolog 3. The transcript has 16 exons. Gene Ontology annotation, cellular component: nucleus; PRC1 complex. Bases 161 to 3151 code for a protein of 996 amino acids. NCBI's taxonomy places the organism in Eukaryota, Metazoa, Chordata, Mammalia, Pholidota, Manidae. The record is from RefSeq and is a predicted model, not a curated record. Gene Ontology annotation, molecular function: protein binding; zinc ion binding.
GCCUUAGAGAGGCGGGGGCUCCUGCAGGUCGGCCCGGGCUGGAAACACCGCGGAAGGAAGGAUCUUCUUUCCCUCGAGUCUCUAGCUGCAGUGUUGAUACCUCCCUAGAGGGCUGCUUUCCUGUGUGGCGGUGUGAUGAUUUAAGGACCACAGUGCAGCAAUGGAUAGUGAACCAAACCCUGGAACAUCUUCUGUGUCGACAACAACCAGUAGCACCACUACCACCACCAUCACCACUUCUUCCUCUCGAAUGCAACAACCACAGAUCUCUGUCUACAGUGGUUCAGACCGACAUGCUGUACAGGUAAUUCAGCAGGCAUUGCAUCGCCCGCCUAGCUCAGCUGCUCAAUACCUUCAGCAGAUGUACGCAGCCCAACAGCAGCACUUGAUGCUGCACACAGCAGCUCUCCAGCAGCAGCACCUGAGCAGCUCCCAGCUUCAGAGCCUUGCUGCCGUUCAGGCAAGUUUGUCCAGUGGAAGACCACCUACAUCCCCCACAGGAAGUGUCACACAACAGUCAAGUAUGUCCCAGACAUCUAUCAACCUCUCCACUUCUCCUACACCUGCACAGUUAAUAAGCCGUUCCCAGGCUUCCAGUUCUACCAGCGGCAGUAUUACCCAACAGACUAUGUUACUAGGGAGUACCUCCCCUACCCUAACGGCAAGCCAAGCUCAAAUGUAUCUCCGAGCUCAAAUGCUGAUUUUCACACCUGCUACCACUGUGGCUGCUGUACAGUCUGACAUUCCUGUUGUCUCGUCGUCAUCGUCAUCUUCCUGUCAGUCUGCAGCUACUCAGGUUCAGAAUUUAACAUUGCGCAGCCAGAAGUUGGGUGUAUUAUCUAGCUCACAGAAUGGUCCACCAAAAAGCACUAGUCAAACUCAGUCAUUGACAAUUUGUCAUAACAAAACAACAGUGACCAGUUCUAAAAUCAGCCAACGAGACCCUUCUCCAGAAAGUAAUAAGAAAGGAGAAAGUCCAAGUCUGGAAUCACGAAGCACAGCUGUCACCCGGACAUCAAGUAUUCACCAGUUAAUAGCACCAGCUUCAUAUCCUCCAGUUCAACCUCAUCCUCUAAUCAAACAUCAGCAGAUCCCUGUUCACUCAGCACCGCCCAGGGUCGCCCAUCAUCAGCUGGUACUGCAGCCCCAGACUCAGCUGCCGGUCACACUUCCGGGCUUGGCCCAGGACCCUCCCCCACCUCAGCAUUGCCUUCCGCUCCCUAACCAUGGCCUUCCCGCUGGGGCUGCCCAGCCACAGCACUGUUCCCCGAUUCAGAGUCAUGCUCCUCCUUUAACAGUGUCCCCAAGCCAGUCACAGUCAGCACAGCAGUCGGUAGUGGUGUCCCCUCCACCGCCUCAUUCACCAAGUCAGUCUCCUACUAUAAUUAUUCACCCACAAGCCCUUAUUCAGCCACACUCUCUUGUGUCACCGGCUCUUCAGUCAGGGCCAAACUUGCAGCAGUCCACUGCUAACCAGGUGCAGCCUUCACCUCAGCUGAGUCUUCCAUCCCAUCUUCCACUUACAGCUUCCCCUGUUGUACACCUUGGCCCAGUGCAGCAGUCUGCCUUGGUGUCCCCAGGUCAGCAGAUUGUGUCUCCAACAUCACACCAGCAAUAUUCAACCCUGCAGUCCUCUCCAAUCCCAAUUGCAACUCCUCCGCAGAUGUCAACAUCUCCUCCAGCUCAGAUUCCACCACUGCCCUUGCAGUCUAUGCAGUCUUUACAAGUGCAGCCUGAAAUUCUGUCCCAGGGUCAGGUUUUGGUGCAGAAUGCUUUGGUGUCAGAAGAGGAGCUUCCAGCUGCAGAAGCUUUGGUCCAGUUACCAUUUCAGACUCUUCCUCCUCCACAGACUGUUGCAGUAAACCUGCAAGUACAACCACCAGCACCUGUUGAUCCGCCAGUGGGAAUGCAUUUGAACCAGUGUCAUCUGCACAAAGUUUUUUCUCUUAAGGUCUAUCAAGUAGAAGAUAUGUGUGAAGAGGAAAUGCCCGGAGAACCAGAUGAAUGUGUCCGGAUGGACAGAACCCCACCGCCCCCUACACUGUCUCCAGCAGCUGUAACUGUGGGGAGAGGGGAGGAUUUAACUUCUGAACAUCCUCUGUUAGAGCAAGUGGAUUUACCUGCUGUGGCAUCAGUCAGUGCUUCAGUAAUUAAAUCUCCAUCUGAUCCUUCACAUGUUUCUGUUCCUCCACCUCCACUCCUACUACCAGCUGCUACCACAAGGAGUAGUAGUACAUCUAUGCCCAGUAGCAUUCCCAAUAUAGAAAACAAACCUCCACAGGCUAUUGUUAAACCACAGAUUUUAACCCAUGUUAUUGAAGGCUUUGUGAUUCAGGAAGGAUUGGAGCCAUUUCCUGUGAGUCGUUCAUCUUUGCUGAUAGAACAGCCUGUGAAAAAAAGGCCUCUUUUGGAUAAUCAGGUGAUAAAUUCUGUGUGUGUUCAGCCAGAGCUACAGAAUAAUACAAAGCAUGCAGAUAAUUCAUCUGACACAGAAAUGGAAGACAUGAUUGCUGAAGAUACAUUAGAAGAAAUGGACAGUGAGUUACUCAAGUGUGAAUUCUGUGGGAAGAUGGGAUAUGCCAAUGAAUUUUUGCGUUCAAAACGAUUCUGCACUAUGUCAUGUGCCAAAAGGUACAAUGUUAGCUGUUCUAAAAAAUUUGCACUUAGUCGUUGGAAUCGUAAGCCUGAUAAUCAAAGUCUUGGGCAUCGCGGCCGACGUCCAAGUGGCCCAGAUGGGGCAGCAAGAGAACAUAUCCUUAGGCAGCUUCCAAUUACUUAUCCAUCUGCAGAAGAAGACUUGGCUUCUCAUGAAGAUUCUGUUCCAUCUGCUAUGACAACACGUCUGCGCAGGCAGAGUGAGCGGGAAAGAGAACGGGAGCUUCGAGAUGUGAGAAUUAGGAAAAUGCCUGAGAACACUGAUCUGCUACCAGUUGCACAAACAGAGCCAUCUAUAUGGACAGUUGAUGACGUCUGGGCCUUCAUCCAUUCCUUGCCUGGCUGCCAGGAUAUCGCAGAUGAGUUCAGAGCACAGGAGAUUGACGGACAGGCCCUUCUCUUGCUAAAAGAAGACCAUCUUAUGAGUGCAAUGAAUAUCAAGCUAGGCCCAGCCCUAAAGAUCUGUGCACGCAUCAACUCUCUGAAGGAAUCGUAACCGUAUCAUGAAGCUUUCAGAUAACAGCAGUUUUUCUCUUAAACUUGUAAGGUAAAGGCUCAAGUUGGCCUCAAAUAUUAUCACUUAUUGUGGUGGAUACCCAAGCACACUGAGAUCGCCACAUCAAACGCUGACAUUUCUUCUACAGAGUAACAAUUCAUUAUAGAUUUUUGUAAUUAGCCAACAUUGGUGAAAUUAAUUUUAGAGGUUACAUGUAACAUUGAAAGCCUUGUUAUAGAGGGCCACGAUAUUUUUCAAAGAAAUGUGUUAUACUAAAUUUUUUUAAAGGUGAUGUUUAUCAUUAAUAUAAAGGAUCCUUUUAAAAGUAAUUUAAUGAUUUACAUUUUUCCUCAUUUAAUUCGGUUUUCUUACACGCUUUUCUACCCUGUAAGUUUUCUUAGGGUGUCAUGAGAGAGAUAAUUAAGGAGUCCAGCGGCUAGAAUAGUAUGUGAGGUAUCAAUGUGCAUUUUUUGAAAAACUUGUCUGUAGACAAUUGCUCUGUCUAUAAAAAGGAUUGUCCUCUAGCAUGAAUAAUACUGAUCUGAAGUCAGAAGAGUUGGUUUCUAUUCCAAACUUGACCAAGAAUUUAGUGUGACUGAGAAAGUUAGUUUUUCUCUUACUUUUUAUACAUUUUAGAGCAGUGGUUAUCAAAUUAAAGUCAGAUUUGCUCCCCAGGGGACAUUUGGCAAUAUCUAGGGACAGUUUGGCUGUCAUAGCUUGGGGGUAGGGUUGCUGUUGGUGUCUAGUGUGUAGUGGUUAGGGGAGUUGCUAAAUUUUCUACAGUGUACAGGACAACCCUCCACAGCAAAGAGUUAUCUGGCCCAAAAUGUCAGUAGUGCCAAGGCCAAGAAACCCUGAUGUAGGAGUGAUAAAUGUUGCUGUUUUUCACCCAAGGAGAUAUUUUUAAAAGAUGGAACUUAAUAAGGGAUGCAUUAUACAAUGGACGUAUUUCAGAUAGCAUUAAUGUCCUGCUGAAGCAUUCUUCCUAGUUUCAUUCAUACUAGAAAAAGAGGGGAAAAUCCAUUAAAUUGGCCUAUAAGGACUAGGUACCAAUAUUUGACUCUCAGAAAGUACUCAUUCAUAUUAAUUAUCUUUCAUAUUUUUCUGCUCCUCUGCACUGAUGAAGGCAUAAUAUGAUUAUACCUUAUGAGCCAGUGCACAGCCUUUGCUGGCAAGGCAAUAGUUUGUAACAGGUAGAUAUUUGAUCUUUGGAUUUUUCUGAUGUUGAACAUGCUGGGUCUAGCUAGAAUGCACAUUCCUUUUCCCUUGACUAAACCCUUGCAUGCUUCCUGCAAAGGACUUACCAAGUGUUAUUUCUUGGAUAAUCAAACCUAAUUUGUAUUUGUUUUAGGGAAAAAAACUUCAAAGCAAAACUUUUUACUGAAAAGUUAGUGUUCUGUUAGAAUUACGACACUAAAACAAAUUUUUGUGGUAGCCCUGAAAGCUUUGUAGUCUUGAACAUCAAAAAUUUGUUUUAAUCUUCCUUUAUCUUAUCUUUACCACAAUGAAAAUGUUUUAGUAAUUGAAGGAACAUACAGAGAAAUUUGCCAGAAGUUCAGUGAAUGGGGAAGAGUCCAUGGGUUUCAGUCAUUGUCACUGCUCUUUUCAAAAAGAUUGUGUUGAGCUAGUAGAAGACUAAAGAUGUCAUUAAAGACAUCACAGAUAUUUAUCUUUCAGCUUUGUGUACAUUAGAAAUGUUGAUUAUUUUUAUACAAAAAUACAGCGGGUAAUUUUUUUAAUCUUUAGAUGCUUGUUUGAAUGUAUGCUUUGUGGGAUUCUUUUGUGUAGUAAUGUUUUUAAAAAAGAUGUUUACUAAUAGUUAUGUGUAGGAUUAGAAUGUGUAAUACAGUGUAAGGCUCAUGUUCCAGACCUACAAUAGCUUGUAGUCAAUGUUACAUAUUUCUUUAUUUCACAUUUUUAAUUAUUGAAUUAAAGUUUCAAGGAAAGGUAGGUACUCUGUAGUCAAUUUUUGUUUAUUAGUACAGCUAAUCAUUGUGACAGAGUUAUCAUAUGCUUGACUUUCCCCCUCAUUUUUCAAUUUCAGAACACAGUAGAGGCUACACAUCAGUAAGAAAUGGUCCAACAUAUGGGGGGUAGGGACACAAAGAAAAAUCUCCUUUGAAAUUCAAACUUUAUCAUAGAUAAUCCACAAAUAGUUGAUUAUUUAGGGAUACGUCCUCUCUCCCCAGCAAUAAUGAUUACCUCCCAUAACCCCAUGAAGUAUUAACUUUGUGCUACAGUUUUGCCUUUUAUUUACUCCCUGUUCUAAUAUGAAGUUAAUAUUCAUAUUUUAUCUGCCUAGUUUUAAAUAAAUUUUUAGGUGGCUCACUGCCUAUUUUUAUUUCCUGGUGUUGAAGCACUUAAAACUGUAUGAAAUAAGUAUUGUGCCCAUGCCUUUGACUGAUUUUUGACAUAGCCAAUCCUCAUAUACCAGUGUCAAAUGAGAGACAUUUACUAAAAUACCAGUCUUAGACUGAAAUCUGUCAUUAUGUACUUAACUGAAAGCCCGUGUCUGGCACGGCAUUUAGCAUCCAAGAAAAGGGGUUUCUAUUUGAAGGCACCUUAUAUAAUCUUUAUUCUUAAAAUUAUGUUAAGAAUUCUUUAGUCUGCACCUUCUUUUUUUCAAGUGAGUUUUAUUUAGAAAUGUCUCAUUUGCUUUCAACUGGUAGUUUUUCCCAUUGAUGCAGCUGUUUCUUUCUAGAAGAUUUAACUCUUAAUUUCAAAGCCUCAUUUAUAUAUAAUGGAUAUAGAUAACACUGGGUGUCCACCUCUCCUGUGCACAGUUUUAGUAUGAUAUCUUUGGGGAAAGUGCUAUUAUUUUCAUUUUCCUUCCUGUUACUAAUUGUUUUAGCCUUUUGAUUGUGGAGAGGGAAUGACAAGCAUAAAGGGUACGCAGGAAAUUCUGACUUUGCUACCUAGGUUUGCGUUUUCUGACUUUUUUAAACUGAUGCACUCUUUUCCCACUGAGGGAAAAAAAACCUUACAAGCUUGAAAUUUUAUUUGCUUUAAGCCAUGUGUUCCUAAGAAAAUAAACAAACUGAGAGCUGGUUUGUAAAAUUAUUUUUUACAUGAUGUGGAUUUGCAUCAAGCCUUGUGUAGACAUGUGUCUGACACAGCUAUGCAGCUUUGAUAUAAGCAGUGUGAGACAGAGUGCUGUCCUAAAACUUGUCACUUUUAAGUGACAUAUAACUAUUUCCAUGAUGGUACUUUUAAUUUGCAUUGGCAUCCUCUAAGCAGACUUUUUUAAAGUCCUAGUUUAAGGGCUGACACCUAGGAGUAACGAAGGCAGAACGGAAGGAAAGAAACAUUAGUGGAGCUUGAGAAUGGGAGAGAUGCAGACAAGAGACCUGCCAUUUUGUUAGUCUAUCCCAUUUCAACACUGAACAGAUUUCUGCACUUUUGAAGUUAAUAUUCAUAUUUUAUCUGCCUAGUUUUAAAUAAAUUUUUAGGUGGCUCACUGCCUAUUUUUAUUUCCUGGUGUUGAAGCACUUAAAACUGUAUGAAAUAAGUAUUGUGCCCAUGCCUUUGACUGAUUUUUGACAUAGCCAAUCCUCAUAUACCAGUGUCAAAUGAGAGACAUUUCCUAAAAUACCAGUCUUAGACUGAAAUCUGUCAUAGUGCCCCAUAUCACUGACUUGUUCAAUUAAAUGUUACAAAAUUCCAUUAUUUGAAUUUGCAGGGUUUUGGUACCACCAUGGCACAAGUAUGGAAGGAAGGCAUAUAUAGAUUGUACAGUCCUAGGUUAUGUUUACAUGUGUGUCAACAGUUUUGGACAGAAUAAACUGUUAUAGAUGUAUGUGAAUGAUGCUGUCCUCACAGCCAUAUCAAGUGGAUGAAAUCCCUGGCUGGACACACUGUUAAACAUUUUAAAGAUGUAUUUCCAACCAGAACAACGUGGUUAUAUUUUGUGGUUUGAAGAUUCUCCCCCUAGUGACCGGCAAGAACACAUGCUGCCCAUGGGCAGCUGGCAUUGAGCAUUACCUAAAAACCGGUUUCGCUCACCCUUACUUCUCCUCAGCCACCUCCAGCCCGAAGAAAACUGCUUGAAAACUUUCUUCUUAGACCUUUGCUGAAAAUCCUUGGAAAGGAUUUUGUAGUGGGUUUAAUUUUAGGGAGGAACCUGGGGCAGGACUUUCUAAUACCUAACAGUCAUGUUUCAGUGAAAGCUUUGAGCAGUGGAAACUGGUUCACUUAUGCACAAUAUUUGUUCAGUGUUUCUUUUGCACCACAUAUGUAACUAGCUGGGCCACGCGGAAGGUUUUCUAGUGGGAAGGAUAGGGAAGUGGAGGAGGAGACAAAUAGGAGAAAAAGCAUUCCAGACCUAAGAGGAUAAUACAGUUAACUGAGUGUAGUAUAGAUACAGCUUUCAAUAGUUCAAAAUAAUAAGUAGUAAUGGUUGGAUCCCAGUUACAGCAGUAAGAUUUACAUGUAUGUAAUCACACUCAUUGUUUCAUUCUUUAUUAAGUCCUUAGGAGCAUAUUAAUAGUCCUAAUAAUACUUAAGUUAGUGAAUUUUGACUUCUGAAAGAGGUGACAACUAUCAUAGUUGGGGAAUGUCAAAAACUCAAAGGUUAAUUGUUAUAAUAGCGUUUUCAGAAUUAGGGAAUCCAUUUCAGGUAUCAUAGUUGAAUCAACCUUAUAGAUUGUUACAAAGAAAGGCAUUUUGGUAAGUUGUGUUUCAGUCUAGGAAUUGGAUGACUAAGAGCUAUACGUUUCUCUUUAUUAGUGUAGAUUUCAGUAAACACAAGCCUACCUCUGUUUCUUUGAUGCACAGUAGUGUGUGGAUCAUGAAAUGAACUGUUUAAUCCACAUUCAUCAAUAUUGAUAUUUUAGUCUAGAGCAUUUGAUUUCAUCUGAAAGAGUGUGAUUCAACUUAGAUAAGCACAAGUACAGUAUUAGGAAAACUAAAUAUGCAAUCUUACUAAAAUUUAAUUUCAAUUUAUGAGCUUAUACAUCUUUUAAAAAAUUCUUUGGGAAAAGAUUCCUGUAUUGUUAGAAGUUCGUUAAUGUGUCAUUAUAUAGUUUCCUUCAUUGCAGCAAUUCGCGCCAUUUCUUCCGUAAAAAAUGUUGAAAAUUGUAUUACCUUCUUUGGAAAAGCUUCUUAAAUUUUUAGAAAUUUAAAAGUUUUACCUAUUUUUUAGAGCUUAUUUACUUUCUAUUUUUAAAUAAUACUGUGAGAAAGCCUUUUUUGAAAGUUAUAAAGCACUAAUAGAAUUUUUAUCAUCUUAUUCCAGAGGAAAACGUUUGGCUUUUUCUGAACUUUCAUGUGAGUACACAUACAUGAAAAGGGAGUGCCCUCUUUCCUUUUCAGAUGUGAAGCCCAGUUUCUCUGAUGAAAACCUUUCUGUUCUACUCUACACAUGAACACACACCUCUUAAGUGCCAUGUUUAUGGAACCUUUUAGGAACUGUUUUCCACUACUGUUUCAUUUUUUUCCCCCUUUAUAGCUUGUGAACAUUUGUUACAGUGACAGUUUUAAUCUCAGAUGUUGGAGAAGAGGUACAUUAGAAAAUAGGUUUUUUUGUACUGCCUUUGAAAAGUACAAUUGCUCAGUGAUAUUGGUGGCAUCAGUAGGAAUCCAUAGGAAGAAAACUUGUGUAAAGGUUUUAAAAUGUAUUUAAAAGGAAUAAACAGUGAAUUUUAAUUUGGGAAGAAGAAAUUAGUAUAAAUUUUUAACUGUUAUGCUAACGUGGCAUAGUUUUAAAUAUAGGAUUAAUGAGUAAGUUCUUUUAGAUCACCUAUUUAAACUGACUUCAGUUAUCUUCUUAAAGACUGGUAGUAGCCAUCAUUUACUAGCUUAAACAGUUAUACUUUAGGGAAUUCUGUCAGUAUUAAAUCCAUGUUUUGUGGAGCUUUAAUUGAUGGAGGUGAAGAAGUUGGUGUUUAUUAGAGAGUGGGGCUGGUAGUGAAAUAACCCAUUUUAGAAAGAAGGAUCUUUACUCUUGCCUCAAGAAAACCAGAAAUGUCCAUUGCUUAAAAUCUUUGUUUAGAAUACUGUGUUAAAAGUCGUAAUUCUUUAGUUUUAGGAAUACGAAAUCUACUUCAGUAGUAAAUAAUAGAUGAAUGUAAUCAUUAAAUACGAUGAAUGAAGAUAAAACACCGUCCAGAAGACUGGGUUUUUACUUCCCGUUGGUGAAUUAGCUGUGUUUGACACCUCAGGCAGUUACUUAGCUUUUAAUAAACUGUUUCCUCUUCAGAAAAUACAGUGUGGAACCCUAUAUAAAAAUGUUUUGAUUUGGGUUUAAAUCAUUUUUAAGAUAACUCCCAGCUCUAAUACUAUGAUUCUAGAGUACUGAUGUACUUUAAAAGUUGCUCCCACUUAAUUCUCUUUUCCUGUUUAAUGGUUCAUUUCACACAACUUUCGCUAAGAGAUCAUUAUUAAGCAUCAAUUUCCUGGGUCACCUAGAAUCUUUUUUUAAGGAUUAAGGUAGAAAAUACAUACAGACAAGCAAAUGAGGACAUUUUUCUAAAUGCUUCUUGCUAGUUAACCACUGGACAUAUGACACAUACAAACAUUGUCAUUCGUAUAUUUAAUCCAUUCAUUUAGCAAGCCAUUUGAACACUUACUGUGUGUGUGUGUGUGUGUGUGUGUGUGUGUGUGGUAUAUACAUGACUUGAACUAAUAAGUAAUCAAAAUCUUCCUAAACAAAAAUUUGAUUGUAGCUUAAACAAACAUGGAUGUAAUUAUUGUUGUACUGAAUGUAACCUGGGAGUGAGUGGGAAUUUUUGAAGCACUGGGUAAAGGAUUAGACUAGAUGGUAUCUAAGGGGUUUGAAUGAAUCACAUCACAAUUCCUAAAACGUACUUCACAUACUAAACAUCAGCCAUACAUCUGAUUAGGUUAAAAAAUAAGGGUGCCUAACAUUAAGGAUUUACAUUUUGAGACUGUUGUGACAGCCCAUAUUUCUCAGAAUUAUUUUGACACUAAAUCUAUUCCAGAGGUGUGCUAAUCAGGGUGUGUGACAGAACAAUAGAGAAAAGUUGGUGCUGACUUAACUAUUUUUUAAGUACCAAAGCUCUACGUCCAGUACUGACAGUGAAGUAACUUUCUGAAACUGAAAAAUCUCAAAGGAGAUCCACUGAACAGGUUUAUUUUGUUUUGUUUUUAAAGCAAGAAAGAUUACACAAAUUUUGUUAUUACAGUAUCUAUUUUAGAAAGCACACAAAAGUUAAUUACAUAGUAAAAGCGUUUCCUUUAAAAUGCAGAAAAACAGUUCCAUGCUUGAAUUGACAAGUAUUUGGAGAGUAAACAUUGAGUGGGAUUUAUUAAUUGGGUAAAAAGUUCCCUUACCGACAGGGUAUUCUAUGAAUUACACUGUAAUUCCUCCUACUGACCCAGCUUUACAUAACAUCACUUGAUACUGAUAUUCUCCAUCAAGAUACAAAAUAAUAGUCACACCCUUUUAAAGCAGGAAAAUGUCCAAGUCCAUGUUAGAUUAGAAUCUAUACCAGACUUUGAAAAUAGGAACACUGGCAUCCAAGUAAUCAGAAGUCAAGGUUUUUAAAAAUUUUCUAUGGUACUGGUUAAUUUGUUUAACUUUUAAAAUGUUUAAAUUUUCCUAAUUUUUCAAAUAUUUUAUACUGUUAAAAUAUCUAUUACAUAUUUUCUGUGUAAGUAUUCUUAUAUUUUAGAAAGCUAAUGGAGUGUGCAAAGAUGGUAUAAUUUUGGAUGUUUAACUAGAUUCCCAAUCACCUCAUUCAAAAGCUUGGUCUUUUUUUUUUUUUCAGUAGGACAAAAAACUCAAAAACUAUCCUCAUAUUAAGGAGUGAGCUUGUGGAGAAGGUUGGAGUUGUAGACAGCAGCGUGUAAGGUGGAUACUGACAACAUAGGCAGGCAUUUCAAACCUCUUAGUGCUUUCUGUCUUCUUGGUU